AUGAUGAUUGAAACGCAUAUAAACUCUAAUCACAUGUUGAAUUCUGGUUUGUCUAACAAAUCGGAAAUAGAUAAAAUGGAUGAUGUAGGUUGGAAAGCCAAAUUAAAAAUUCCACCAAAGGAUAAGAGAAUUAAAACAAGUGAUGUUACUGACACACGUGGUAACGAAUUUGAAGAAUUUUGCCUAAAACGUGAGUUAUUGAUGGGAAUUUUUGAGAAGGGAUGGGAGAAACCAUCACCGAUCCAAGAAGCUAGUAUUCCCAUUGCACUUUCUGGUAAGGACAUCUUGGCACGAGCGAAAAAUGGAACUGGCAAAACUGGAGCAUACUCGAUUCCAGUGCUGGAACAGGUUGAUCCGAGAAGAGAAGUAAUUCAAGCAUUGGUGAUUGUACCUACAAGAGAAUUAGCACUACAAACAUCACAGAUUUGUAUCGAACUUGCAAAACAUAUGGAUAUAAAGGUUAUGGUCACCACUGGAGGAACUAAUUUACGCGACGACAUUAUGAGGAUUUAUCAAAAAGUACAAGUAAUAAUUGCAACGCCAGGAAGGAUUCUUGAUCUAAUGGAUAAGAAUGUGGCAAACAUGGAGCAAUGUAAAAUUUUAGUUUUAGAUGAAGCAGACAAACUGCUGUCACAAGACUUCAAAGGAAUGUUGGAUCAUGUUAUAUCGAGAUUGCCACAUGAACGUCAGAUUUUAUUGUAUUCAGCUACAUUUCCUCUGACUGUAAAACAAUUUAUGGAGAAACACUUGAGAGAUCCAUAUGAGAUUAAUUUAAUGGAAGAGUUGACUUUAAAAGGCGUAACACAAUAUUACGCUUUUGUACAGGAACGACAAAAAGUUCACUGCCUUAACACGUUAUUCUCAAAGUUGCAAAUAACGCAAAGCAUAAUCUUCUGCAAUUCAACGCAACGCGUAGAAUUAUUGGCUAAGAAAAUAACGGAUCUUGGAUAUUGCUGUUAUUACAUACACGCGAAAAUGGCGCAGGCGCACCGCAAUCGCGUGUUUCAUGAUUUCCGUGCAGGAUUAUGCCGAAAUCUCGUGAGCAGUGAUCUAUUUACCCGUGGUAUUGAUGUUCAAGCUGUGAAUGUCGUAAUUAAUUUCGACUUUCCGAAAAUGGCAGAGACAUAUCUGCAUAGAAUCGGUCGAUCUGGAAGAUUUGGCCACUUAGGUAUAGCAAUUAAUCUAAUCACGUACGAGGAUCGCUUCAACUUACAUCGUAUCGAACAAGAGCUUGGAACAGAAAUUAAACCUAUCCCAAAGGUGAUAGAUCCUAGUUUGUAUGUAGCGAGACCAGAAGACAAUAAUAGUAUGGAAGAAGGUAAUGUGUCCAAGUAGUUUCGAUACUCUGUUGCAAAAUGAAGCUUUACAAGCGCUCAAAAAGUUUUAAGUGAGAAGAAUGUGUGAUUGUGACUCAUUUAUGUAAGGCAUACAUUGAGAGUGAACUCAGUUUGAAAGUGAAAUUUGUCACAGUGAAGGGGUGUCUACCAGUGUAUUAAAGACAAAACAGUGCUGCAAAUGAUUUAAGUAAAGAAGUGCUCUGUACAAACAGAAAUUGAAAACUUCAAUUAUCAUUGUAUUAAAAAAGAAAAGGAUGAAAGUUCACUUGUAAAUAAAAUAUACUAAGCAUGCGUAAUAAGUGAGCUGAGUGAUUGAUGUGGCGCGUGAAUGUUGGUAUGAGUCAUUCUUUGUAUAUAAAUACAUUUAAAUGUACAUAAGCUAAAGCAAAUCAGAGUCAAGCCAUUAUCAAGAUGCACAAUAUGUAAACAAAUAUGUGAAUAACAUAAUAAUCAAUCAUUGCAUUUUAUCAUAAUUGUAAAUACUACAUGCGGAUACACAUAACAUCGUUUUAAUAGAAGAUUUUUAUACAACAGCUUCAUUCUUCCAGUAUUUUUUUGCUUCUGUUUUCAUCUAAUACAAUGAAGAAAAGGGGCAUAUAUAAUUUAGAAAAAAGAAAUCGGCCAAUCUCAUUGAGUACAGCAUACUAAUCUAUAUGCUCAUUACUUUUGUACUGUCAUGCAUAUAUAUACAUAUAAAUUGCCCUUAGACUUUAAUAAUCUUAUACACAUAUAAAUUGCUCUUAGCAAUUUAAUAAAAUUUGGAAUAUUAAGUAUCAGUUGUAAUGUUUGAUCAUGGCUUGAUUUUGCUAUCUGUCAAUAUUGUCAUACAACUCUGAAAUUCAAAUCACUUGUCAAUGUUAAAACAAUCUUUUUUUUUUCUGUGUAUUUAAUCUGCUUUUCUUCUUUCAUUGCUAGAAUUUUCUUUUCCUUUUUUCUUUUUUUUUUAAUGCAAUUGGAUUUUCUUUUUACAGUACUGUGAUUGAGAAUCAGAGGUUGUACAAUUGACUAGUUUUAUAUAAUUAUUUUUUAUAAACAACUGGCUGGUGGACUCCAUUAAACAAAGGUCCUAUUCUGAUGCUGAUAAUAACGUAUAUGUCUACAAUCACAAUCUACGUUUAAUCAUGCAACAGCAUUCUAUCGAGACUGAGAUUUAACAAACAAAUUUCAAGGAUUAAUUGCUGAAAUUAUAUAAUGAGUAAUGCAAAAUAGAGUGAAUGUAGACACAUGAAACUAAGCAUACAUGCUAAAUCAUAUGCAAUGUACAAAUAGGGUGCAUCACUAUUAUAUUGUAUCUCUCAUAAAAAGGUAAAAUAAUUGCCAAAGUUAUAUAUUAUUGAUAAUAUCGAUUAGAACCUCCAAAAAUCUCCUUUGGAGGGAUUUUUAUUCUUUGUCUAUACAGCACUUUACUUAAACAUUUAUAGUAUUGUUUUGUCUUAAUACUGUUAAACAUCCUUUCACAAAUUGUAACAAAUUUUGAACUGAUUUCAAUCUUUCCAGUGAAUUUAAAGUUCAUUUCUCAAUUACAAUUACUCAGCUCACUUAUUAGUAUACUUAGUGUUUUACAAGUAAAUUUUCAUCUUUUUCUUGUUUAGUACAAUAAUUAAAAUUUUCAAUUUGUUUGUACAAAGCAUUCUUUUAUUUAAAAGGAUUAAAUACUGUGACAAAUUCCAUUUUUGAAGUGAUUUCAUAAAAUUUGAACAAUGAAUGUCUUAUAUAAAUGAAUUAUAAUCACACAUUCAGUUAAAACAUUUUAAUCUUCAUGGAGGUUCUUGGAGAUUUUAUGUCGAAAUUCUAUCUGCUCUAUUUUUACAUUGCAGUAUGAUUCAGUGUGUAUGCCUAGCUUCACAUGUCUACAUUCACUCUAUACUUUGCAUUAUAAAUGCUAUAUAAGUAAUUAAUCCCUGUAAUUUUUUUUUGUUCUCUUUUGAUCUCUUGGAUAAAUACAUGCAGGGAAACAUGCAAGCAUAUAGAAAAUUCAUUGUUUGCAAUGCGUGACUAUAACCGAAAUUUAUAAUUUGAAGCCCACCAGCCAAUUUGACUUAGGUUUAUGAAUGCGAGAUUCGUACAGAUGAUAAUACAGGCGAUACCAAAAUAUUUCAUGUUUGAGACAAAUCGUCUUUAAAUGAAAUAUUAAUGGUGUGAAGGUGGUUUAAAAUGUAUUUAGAGUUGCGGUGUCAGUAAUGGUGAGCUUAUCAUGGAGACUGUAGGAUAGAUGUACAGUAAUGAGAUAAUAAUUGCUGACACACACAAAAAUGUGAGAGGAAAGUGAUAUUGUGAAGAUUGAACAUUGAACAGAUGUGUGUUGAUCCAGACAAAUGGUUGUUCAUUUUAAUCUACAAAAGUAUAAGUUACUUCAUACGUGCUAAUUAAAAUUAGUAUUAAAUUUUUGGCACUAUUAUAUUAGGCGCAACAGUAGCUUACUCGUUGGUUUCGCAUUUUUCCGUCGAGACGUAACCAACUUGACAGAUAUACGAUUACAUACCCAUGCGAUUCUGUUCAUUAUAACAUACCGUUUCCCUGCACGUGUUUAUCCAAGAUUUCACGAAGAUUUUUGGAGAGAGAUUCUAUUAAUAUUAUAUAUUUCAUAAAUCACAUACUUGUCGAUAUCUAUGAAAAGAAAAAUUUAAUGAAGCUCGCGAUUAUCGUUUUUGUUUACCAUUUAUUUAUGUUAUUAUCUUGGAACUUGGAACUCCCAUUUCGCAGACACGCUUAGAUUCUUCUAACUAUUUUCUUACAUUCGUAGUUGCAUAUAAUAACGAAAUGCGUGCUGAAACGAAAAGUGGCACAAUAAUUAAAAUAUGUUUGAGUACGACUUGCUGUGCUUACCGAUAUAUAUGCUUUUUGAUCUUACUUUUCUAUUUGUUUCUUCGAUAAUCUACGAUUUGACAAAACUUCUCUUUUAACCACGAUUUAGCUGCUGUUGUGACUUUUAUACUGGCAAAUAAAAAUCUCUUGAGUGCAGGUAUAGAAGUCAGUGUUGAUACUGUGAGAAUUUUGCCAUUGGUGAUAUACAUAUAAUGUCAAUCCGAUGCUCUUUGAUCAAAAUACUAUCUUCUGCUUGAAAGUAGAUAAUAAUGUGAAGGAAGAAACCGUAAUAUAUAUUAGAUUAUGAUGUAAUAUUGUAUACAAAUCUGAUCGAUCAAUACGGGGCGACAUUAUUAUUUGUGAACAUUUCUAUAAUAGGUAAAACAAUUUAAAUUAUAUAUUAUUAUUGGAUUUACUUUUCCAAUUAGAAAAACGUGUGAUUCAACAAAUUGAUUUAGAAAAUCUCAUGAAACGGAUAUAAGCAUCAUGUAUCAUGCACAUGAUAUAAAAUCUUGCGAUGCACGCGAAUAUUGGGAAGGAAAUUGUUAAGAAAUUAACGGGAAACAUGAUGCGUGAAUAAAUACUAACACUAUCACGUUUUCAUUUCUAAAAUGAAAAUUGUUUAUAUACAAAUUAGCAGCAAAUUUAUCAAAAGUUAUAUUACAUCUUAAUUUGCUGCAUAUACAUUUAUGUUGUUUAUAUAAUAUCUUUCUCUGAUCUUUUUUCUUCAAAUAUGUUUACCGAAUAUGCGAUUAUUAUUAUAUCUUUAUUGAUCAAUUCUCAAAUGCUAUAUAUAUAUAUAUAUCAAAUCAAAAUUUUGGCUGGCAAAGGAAAACGGUUAUUUAUGGUAUAUUUAGUGCUAUGAUUAUAAUAUUAUUAUGAUAACGUUGACACAAACAAAAUUUAAUAAAUUAUCGUAAAUCGUAGCAAAUAUAUAUAUAUAUAAUAUAUAUAAUUGCUGGUUUUUCGAUUUACUUUGAUCUUUGAAAGCCUUUAUUUUAUAUAUGGUACGUCACAUGGUAACGUCACCAUCAUUAUCUGGCAAAUUAUUGUUUGUUUUUAUUAUCUCUCGUUGAAGCAGAACAUAGUAAUUUGAUCAUAGACUGCCCCCAUUUCGGGUUGACAUUAUAUGUACUUAAUAUAUAAACACAAAUGGGUUCGACGGAAUAACUAAUUUUUUCGCCACUAUAAUCUUCGAAACGUUCCCGUUUGCAAACUACGAAAAUCUGCUUUUAUUCUGUUAGCUUCUUCUAUUAUUCUUAUUUUGCUUACAACAAUUUCGAAAUUUUUUUUUGGCAAUCUUACAGAGACUAAGGAGGGGAAAAACUUAGUCUUAUUGCGCUGUAAUUGGAAACAUCGAUAGAUCCAUUUUAUGGAGUCUAUUUUGCGAAAUGUAUUUUAUUCAACUUUUGAAAGAGUCAACUAGCCCGUGCUAAUAAGCAAACAUUAAUCUUCUCAUCUAAAAUCUUAUAGACAUUUUGUAAACAAUUAUGAAAAUUUUCUAGUCAAAAUUAUUUUCAAAUUUAAAUUCUUAUUUAUUUUGAAAUACGAUAUUUAAAUAUAUAUAUUUUAGAGACCUAUGCAAACGAGAAAAAGAGAAAGAUAUUACGUUUGUUUAUUAAUAUACAUAAUCUACAAAAUUGCGUGCUUUACUUGACUCUUUCUAAAGAAUGAUGUUUAUGCGAAGUGGAUAUAUAAACUUAGAAAAAAGUGGGCUUAAAAAUACAAAAAAAAAAAAAGAAGAAGAAACAUUGAUUAGCAAUGUUACGUGAGCAGACUGAAGAAUGUGGUAAUUUGCCGUUCUUAUAUUUCAUAUUGCAGACGAAUAUCCUUUUCCAAAAAAUGCUGGAAGAUAAGUUAAUAAAUAUAUAUGUCCGUGACACAUUUUGCAACUGCCAAAGUAAAUCUUUUUUACUUUGGUAUUUUGUUUUAUUACCACGUCUUCUCGUCUGGCCCACGAAAUAUCUCCAAGUGCGGUUCCAAUAACUUAUCUUGGAUAUAACAAGGAAUGCCCUUGUGAAAUGAAAGUAAGCGAAUGUAAUUCGUACGACGUAGAAAUACGUAUUUCGGAAGUAAAUAUGUUAACAUCCGGGUGCAUGCGAGAAUUGCGGAGGACGCUCCCCGAUCAUCUAGGGGAGGGAGUAAAUCUUAUUUCUUAAUAUCUACGAUUUAAAUCGUAAAAGUGAAGGGGAACAUCUUAAAAACGAGCUCUCUAAUUAGAACAUCGUAGAUCUCGUACCUUCGUCUGAAUUUAUAUUUCCAUUGGUUAAUGCGGCGAGCUGCGUGCAAGCACAUUCUCAACAAACGAAAUAAGAAUCUAUCGCAUCGUGGAAACUUAAGCGGCCAGACAAACAAUCUUUCCGCGUUCGAAUAACAUACGCAGCUCGAUUUUAAUGGUAUUGGAAUUAGAUCUCCAAUACAUAUGUGAAACACAAAAAAAACAAAAAAAAAACAAAAAAAAACAAAAAAAAAAGUAUAAUUCGUUUGAAAUGUAAAACAAUAUCAGUUUAUCGACUAUACCCAUGCUUUACCGUUUUGUUAAAGAACUUAUUAUUAUAUACUUGUGUUUAUAUCAAAUUGCGGAACCAAUUCUGGCUAAACGGAAUAUCUGAACAGCGUAUUAUAUAAUACCCUUUGUUAUUAGUAUUAAUAUUGCUAUAUUGAUAUUGCUAUAUUAACGAAAUAUGAACGAAGAGAAUUUUCGAUACUAUAUAACGGACAUCGAUUUAUUUUGUGACGUUGAAAUCUGAGAAUUUCGGUUGUUCGUAAAUACAAGCGGCGUAACAUUGCGGAAUUUUUCUUGUGCGGCUCUUAUAAUUCUCUAUAACUUUUUUGCGUUUGUAUUUUAUAAGUGAAAUAAUUAAAAUCGCAUACGCAAUUAAUAAAAAAAAUAUAUUAUAAUAUCAAAAUGAUUUCGCAAUGUUAUGCAGUAUCCAAAUAACUCGCGACUCACGCGUAAUUGUGCGCAAAUGAAAUACUCUGUAUUUCUGAUUUUUAAUAUGCAUUUGUCAAGACAAUUAUUCUCGUUAUCUGUUAUCGUUUCGAAAAAUAUUUACAAAAGCAAAAUUACAAGCUGUUUCCGUGUUCCAGCAAUGUUAUUGUUUUUCUUUUCCUAAAUUGUAAAGAUGGGUUUGCGCAUGACUAUAUAUGAAAACAAUAUUUUUUUUUUAUUUAUCUUUGUCACUCUGUUAGCUCAAACCCAGUCUAAUAAAUCGUAUGUCAAUUUUGUUUCCUAAAGGGACAAAACAGCAAAACUCGUCUGUGUCGUCCCUUAAUAAAAAUUCUGUUUCAGUA
Messenger RNA from Formica exsecta, 7436 nucleotides. RefSeq names its product ATP-dependent RNA helicase me31b (gene me31B). Gene Ontology annotation, biological process: P-body assembly; cytoplasmic stress granule assembly. NCBI's taxonomy places the organism in Eukaryota, Metazoa, Arthropoda, Insecta, Hymenoptera, Formicidae. The transcript is spliced from 7 exons. The record is from RefSeq and is a predicted model, not a curated record. Gene Ontology annotation, molecular function: RNA helicase activity; ATP binding; mRNA binding. Gene Ontology annotation, cellular component: P-body; cytoplasmic stress granule. Bases 1 to 1335 code for a protein of 444 amino acids.